Molecule: messenger RNA, 642 nt
Organism: Caenorhabditis briggsae
Lineage: Eukaryota; Metazoa; Nematoda; Chromadorea; Rhabditida; Rhabditidae
Gene: Cbr-scl-1
Product: Protein CBR-SCL-1
Exons: 5
Coding region: 1-642 (213 amino acids)
Source: RefSeq, a predicted model, not a curated record
AUGUAUUCAAUCAUUCCUCUUAUUCUAUUGUUCACUGCAGUGAUCACUGGUUCAUAUGCUCAAUUCACUUCUAAUGGAUCACAAGCAAUAGUUGAUGCACACAACAAAUUGAGAUCUUCAAUUGCAAAAGGAACCUAUGUGGCGAAAGGAUCGAAAAAGCCUUCUGCAUCUAAUAUGAGAAAAAUGGUUUGGGACAAUUCUGUUGCCACAUCUGCGCAAAACUAUGCAAACGACUGUCCAAAAGGUCAUUCUGGAGCAAGUGGACUCGGAGAAAACUUGUAUUGGUCGUGGACUUCUGGCAAUGUUUCUUCACUCGAUACAUAUGGAACAGUUGCGUGUGUAGAAUGGGAAAAGGAAUUCCAAGAUAAUGGAUGGACAUCCAAUACCAUGAACAGUGCUCUUUUCAACAGUGGAGUGGGACAUGCAACUCAAAUGGCGUGGGCAAAUACUAGUUUGAUUGGAUGUGGAGUCAAGAACUGUGGACGAGAUUCUUCAAUGAACAACAUGUUCAAGAUAACGGUUGUAUGCCAAUACAAGCCACCAGGAAACUACAUGAAUCAACCCAUUUAUGAGCAGGGAUCAACAUGUUCCAGCUGUCCUUCAUCUACCAAGUGUGAAACAGAAACUGGACUGUGCGCAUAA